UGGUGAGACAGAAACCUCUCUCGUUUAUGACGUUUGUCGUCAAGUAUAGCCCUUGCAACGCUUUCUUCUUCCUUCUUCCUCGUGAAACUCUUCAUUCGUUUGUUUAGAAUCUCUCUGAUGGGUUUCAUCUCUCAGCAAUCUUGGACCAAAGGAGCUUCAACUUCUGUUCAUUACCUUCAUCCAGGUAGUUGGCUCCAAUCCCAAACUAUAUGAUGUGCAUUCGGUACAACUGUACAAGAGUCACUGGUAUUAAGUUUGAUUUAAGAGCUUCUUGGAGUCGUAAUUGCAUAAUGCUUAUGAAUCUAUGAUAUAGGGACUAGAAAAUGGGAAAGCUCUUCUUUUUACAUUUGUUCCAAACGACGACGUAAUGAGUCAGAAACGACGAGAGCCUCUCCUUCGAGAGGAGGGGGUGUGGAAAAAUCUCAUCUUUGACUUGAGGUGGUGUGACUUGUCAGCCAUGGCAAAUACCGAGCAACGACGAUCUCUCUCUUUUCACUUUCCCUUCUUAUGUGUCUGUCUUCGAACAGAGUCUCCAACUCUUAAAACUCCAUUGGAAAAGCUUUUGUCCUGUUUUGAAUUCCAUGGCUUUACCUUUGUGUUUCAAGACUGGAGUUUUAAAGUCUCCGCCCACCGGAUUUAAUCUUAUUAUGAAGUCGGACGACAGUGGCGUUGCCGUUCCGACAAAGUUACAAAGUAUUCGAAAAGGUGAUCGGGAAAGAUUGAGAAUCCAAGCUGUUUUCAGCUUUCCUCCUGUGUUUCUGACAAAAAAGGGUCGGGACGAGAAGCAGAAACAGCUCAAACAGGAACUUCUCGAAGCCAUUGAGCCUCUUGAACGUGGUGCCACUGUCACGCCUGAUGAUCAGCGUCGGAUUGAUCAGUUAGCACGUAAGGUGGAAGCAGUAAACCCAACCAAGGAGCCUCUGAAGUCUGAUUUAAUCAAUGGGAAAUGGGAGCUUAUUUAUACAACCUCUGCUUUGCGUUUGCAAGCCAAGAAACCAAGGUUCUUAAGAUCAAUAGCCAACUACCAAUCUAUCAAUAUGGAUACACGAAAGGUGCAAACUAUGGAGACUUGGCCUUUCUAUAACUCGGUAACUGGAGACUUGACACCCCUCAGUUCGAGGAAGGCUGCUGUGAAACUCCAAGUGUAUAAAAUUCUCGGCUUUAUUCCUAGAAAAGCACCUGAUGAUACCGCACGUGGUGAACUAGAGAUUACCUAUGUGGACGAGGAACUACGGUCAGUUGUGAAUGAUAGUUUUCAUUUCUAUAUGGAACAGACAACCAAAACGUUUGAAUCUUUAAAGGGAUGUUCUUUUUACAGGAUAACAAGGGGUAAAGGCAACUUGUUGUUUGUAUUGAAGAUGUUCGAUCCCACUUAUCGAAUCCCUCUCUGAUCGAAAAAUUGGUUCCGAGUCAUCAUACAUACCUUAUAUCUCUCCUCAUAUGUCAUGUCUAAUGUAACAUAAUAUAAGAGAGAAUAAAAAGAAGAGCUUCUUCUGUAAACGUUUAAACUUGUUCUGAUCGACAAUGCUAAGCAACAAAAAGCUCUAAAACCUUAAAUAGGAUACUCUCAGAAAUUAAAAUU
Camelina sativa (false flax) is the source of this 1582-nucleotide messenger RNA. Its product is annotated as putative plastid-lipid-associated protein 4, chloroplastic. Lineage: Eukaryota; Viridiplantae; Streptophyta; Magnoliopsida; Brassicales; Brassicaceae. The record is from RefSeq and is a predicted model, not a curated record.